This is a messenger RNA of Haemorhous mexicanus (house finch), 748 nucleotides long. RefSeq names its product beta-2-microglobulin (gene B2M). Gene Ontology annotation, molecular function: MHC class II protein complex binding. Gene Ontology annotation, cellular component: MHC class II protein complex. The coding region runs from base 93 to 455 and encodes 120 amino acids. The record is from RefSeq and is a predicted model, not a curated record. The transcript is spliced from 4 exons. Gene Ontology annotation, biological process: positive regulation of T cell activation; immunoglobulin production involved in immunoglobulin-mediated immune response; antigen processing and presentation of exogenous peptide antigen via MHC class II. NCBI's taxonomy places the organism in Eukaryota, Metazoa, Chordata, Aves, Passeriformes, Fringillidae.
ACGAUUGGCCGUGGGUUCCGGAGUCUAUAAAAUGCGGAGUAUCGGGAAGGGGCGGGGCAUUCCGGGAAACGGCGAGGCAGCGAGGAGCGGCGAUGGCGCAGGGGGCCCUGGCGCUCGGGGUGCUGGCUCUGCUGGCGCUACUCGGCCUGGGGGCGGCCGCUGAGGCGCCGAAGGUGGAAGUGUACGCCCGUUCACGCGCCGAGGAGGGAAAGGAGAACAUCCUCCACUGCUUUGUCAGUGGCUUUCACCCACCCAAGAUUGACAUCGAGCUCCUAAAGAACGGGCAGCCCAUUGCCGGCGUCAAGUACGGGGACUUGUCCUUCAACGAGAAGUGGCAAUUUCAGCGCCUGGUCUAUGUGCCCUUCACCCCCACAAGGGAUGACAUCUUCUCUUGUAGGGUGGCGCAUUCCACCAUGCCGGAGCGACGCGAUUACAAGUGGGAACCAGACUUCUGAGCUGUGUCUGGGAUAAUCCACGAUUUGAGACAUUCUUCUUGCAAGUCAAAGUCUUCUUGAGCUUCUGUCCAUUCUUCAUCAUAGCCACAAGACUGAUGAACUUCCUUUCAGAAAUUUGCUAAUAAGCCUUGUUAAAAAUACCACUUAGCCACACCAUCAAGGGAGCUCCGCAGGCCUUUUGAGCAUGUAACUAAUAAUGCCUGCACUACUGCUUAAAAAAUAAUGGUAACUUUUCACUGUUCAAAAUUCUGAAGAAUUUUUAUCCUUAAUAAACUGCUAGUCCUUAAAAUGUU